Messenger RNA from Drosophila sechellia, 2152 nucleotides. RefSeq names its product sodium- and chloride-dependent neutral and basic amino acid transporter B(0+). The transcript is spliced from 9 exons. Gene Ontology annotation, biological process: nitrogen compound transport; amino acid transport; sodium ion transmembrane transport. NCBI's taxonomy places the organism in Eukaryota, Metazoa, Arthropoda, Insecta, Diptera, Drosophilidae. The record is from RefSeq and is a predicted model, not a curated record. Gene Ontology annotation, cellular component: plasma membrane. Bases 193 to 1980 code for a protein of 595 amino acids. Gene Ontology annotation, molecular function: glycine:sodium symporter activity.
UUCAGUUCGUCCGCAUCGCUGCUACUAAUUAGUUCGCCAAUUUAAAACGCUCGCGAAAUGUUCGUUGUUUGCCAGAGCUCUUAAUGAUAAGUACCUCCAUCGGCGUGUGAAAUUGGAUAGAGUUCUUUUUACACAAAAGUUUUUCAAAUCCAUUUGCUCACACAUUUUACCGGACUAUAUUAACGUAACAAAAUGAUAUAUGAAACAUCGUAUGAUAGUGGGCACAAACCCUUUUCCCCCGACCUGAAGAGAGGAAAGUGGGAGAAGCCCGCUGACUAUAUAUUCGCCUGCUUUGGAUUAGCCCUUAAACUGGAUAUAUUCGUGGCCUCGUAUUGGUUCUUCUUCGAUAUGGGCAUUUUUGGGAUGCUGCCGUACCUAGUUUACAUGGUGAUAUAUUUGGUUCCAAUCAUGGUCAUUCAUUCCUUCAUGGGUCAGUUCUCCAGCAGUGGGUUCAUCUCCUCCUUUCGGCUGUCACCGUUUUUUAAAGGAAUGGGAUAUGUAAGCGUUUUCCUGACCAUCGCCAUGUUGAUUUACUACAGCAUCUUUGCUGCAGUUCCUCUGCUCUUCAUGAUCAACUCCUUCCGACCUACCUUGCCAUGGAGUUGUGAAGGUUUUAAGUUGUGGAACAAUGAAUCGGCUGGAAGAAAGACAACAUGUAAUAUGACAAUCAGUGAGGAUCUUACGGAUAUCUCCGAUAACAACACGCAUUUUCACAGAAUACAGUUUCAUGUACCUUCCGUACUCUACUUUCUAAACAACUUUGAAAGCGUCCAAGGGGAAUAUUAUACAGAUUUGAGACAAGAAUCUGAGCUAUCCUGGCGAUUUGUGAGCCUCUUUUUACUAGUUUGGGCAAUGGUUGCCUUAAUUUUUUAUAAAUUCUCGGAGACGGCGAAAUUUGGGAAAUUUCUACGUUACAUGGUUAUUGGGACACUGAUUCUUCUCUUGUUGUGCUUUGGGCGCUUUCUCUUUCUUCCAGGAGCCCUUUUGGGGCUAAAGAAAUAUGUGGCGCCGAGUGUAGAGGAAAUGGCCAUGGGAAUUGGCUCCACAUUUAUAAUGGUUCUUCAUGCAUUCGGAGCAGGUUGGGGCAGUGUAAUAGCCCUGUCCAGUUUCAACGGAUUCAAGACUGACAUCAUGUCCUAUAGUUGGAUCAUUUCCUUUGGACAGAUUUUUAUUUUUACAAUGUUCGGAUUGGUUUCCUUUAUGCUGGAGCACUACUACAAUGAAGGCUUAGAAGGUUCUUUCGACUCACAAGUAUUGACCCAUUGGACUCUGUUUUUGUCCAGUGCUACCGCAUUGGCUUCUUUGGGUUGGCCGAACCUGUGGACCUUUAUAUACUAUACAAUGUUGUUGAUGGCUGCUCUUAUUGUGAUAACGACGCAAAUCUUUACUGUACUGCAAAGUUUGUUUGAUGAGUUUGAAAUACUCAGAGUGAGGAAACAAGAGGUAACCUUUGGCCUAAUUGGAGGAAUUGCAGUCUGCUCCUUUUACUUUUGCACAAAUCAUGGUAUUACUUUCUUUGCGGCCUUGGGGCUUGAUGCCAUUUUUUCACAUAGUUUGCUGCACUUAUUGCUCAUUUUGGUGGUUUUGUGGAUCUAUGGUCGUGAACGAUUCCAGCGGGAUAUUGAGUUCAUGUUGGGCCAGCCCUUUGCCUCCUGGAAGAUUUUCAUACUCCGCUUUAUAGCACCAAUAAUUUUAAUUAUGUGUCUGGUAUUAGGAAUAUUUGUGUGCUACAUGGAGCACUCUUAUACCUCACCAAUCGUCCUCGGAAUAUCUAUCGUACUAGUGAUUUUACCCAUGAUGGCCAGUCCUGGUUAUGGAAUCUACUACAUAUACCGUAGCACUGGAUCCUUUUGCGAACGCUUCAGACGCACCUGCCGACCCACCGAUUGGUAUCCAGUUGAGAUGGAGCACCGUCAGCAGUACGAGGAAGCUGUUAGCAAUACGGAUAUGACCCAACAGCUGACCGCCGUGCCAAACUGAGUUCUUCCAAGAAGAGUAACUCCUUCAUUUUGCUGAAUAAACAAUAGGGCUUUUUAAUUAUACUUAAAUGUUUUCAAAUACUAAGACAAUGUCCUGCCUAACAGCAAUUUUUCAAAUUGUAAAUGGAAAUAGCGAGUGAUUCUGAUUAAGAAUAUAUAUUACUUUACGCUUA